Messenger RNA from Danio aesculapii, 717 nucleotides. RefSeq names its product solute carrier family 25 member 10b (gene slc25a10b). The record is from RefSeq and is a predicted model, not a curated record. NCBI's taxonomy places the organism in Eukaryota, Metazoa, Chordata, Actinopteri, Cypriniformes, Danionidae. Bases 298 to 717 code for a protein of 139 amino acids. Gene Ontology annotation, molecular function: succinate transmembrane transporter activity; malate transmembrane transporter activity; oxaloacetate transmembrane transporter activity. The transcript is spliced from 4 exons. Gene Ontology annotation, biological process: phosphate ion transmembrane transport; thiosulfate transport; succinate transmembrane transport.
AAUGAGCGGUGAACAGGCGGAUGGAUGUUUCUCGCCGUCUGCAUUGUAAUGUGUGUGUGUCGGUAACUGAAGAGGUGGAUCUGGCGCACCGGGAGGCCGUGCCACAUUCCGUGCGAGCAAUUGGCUGCGCGUGAACUUUGCGACUUGUUUGUCCGCGCGCACCGGUCACGCACGCCGCGCGCACUCAGGAUGAUUAGCGACAUCAUACACACUUUAGCAAAGACAGCACGGUGUGUGUAGCGGACAUAUCGCAUCACGUGCAGAGAGUAGGGUAUUGGACUGACGGUAACCGGAGAGAUGGCGGAGAAACGGAUGUCGCGUUGGUAUUUUGGCGGAAUCGCGUCGUGCGGAGCCGCCUGCUGCACGCACCCGCUGGACCUGAUCAAGGUGCACCUGCAGACGCAGCAGGAGGUGAAGAUGAGGAUGAUGGGGAUGGCGAUACACGUGGUGAAGAACGACGGCUUUCUGGCGCUUUACAGCGGACUCAGCGCUUCACUGUGCAGACAGAUGUCGUAUUCUCUGACAAGGUUUGCGAUCUACGAGACGGUCAGAGAUAUGCUGGGCAGUGGCAGUCAGGGCCCCAUGCCUUUCUAUCAGAAGGUGCUGCUGGGAGCGUUCGGAGGUUUUACCGGUGGUUUCAUUGGGACUCCUGCAGACAUGGUCAACGUUCGGUGUGUAUUUUGUGUGUGUGUCAUAAAUGUCAACAUUGAGAUGUGA